AACAUAAUGGCCGAAAGCUCAUUUUCAGCGAACGCAUGCAAAAUGACACGAUACUAUCUUCAUCUCAUAUAGAUGACACGUAUGCUGCAUAAUACACCUGCAUGCGUUUAUCCUUAUCUCUCCCUAUGACACUCCACUUCAUCAUCUUCCCAUGGAGGAACACCGAGAAGAAGGGUUUCUUUUGCCCACACCACUAGCAAAACUACUAUCCUUUCAAACCGAUUUGGUCUACAAUGGCCUGGUGUCGGUCUUUUCCCCUUUCUUCCCUCUUUUUGCCGUGGCUUCACAGUCCUACCACCGAGCUGAGGAGACCACAGACAGUGUUGAAUCAGCAGUGCAACGUGUUCCUUCUCGAAUCACUCACGGUGGCACACUCUUGCUGAAGAAGCUGGGACUUUGCUUGCUCAGCGUUGCGUAUGUCUGCAUGAUUUUGAUUUUCUUCCUUUUUCUGGCUACUAUGGUGGGUGUUGGCCUGGUUCGGUUCUGGGUGGAGGAACCCGUUUCUGUCAAGGAAAAAUUGCAUUUUGAUUACACCGAACCUCACCCAACAGCUUUGUUUUCAUUCAAUGGAUUCACAAGCUUUAAGGGUCACCUAAGGAAAAAGCAAAUCAGUGUCCCAGUUGGUCACACAUUUUUCGCUUCUCUGGUCCUCGUGAUGCCUGAAUCUGACUUCAACAGGGAGCUUGGCGUGUUUCAGUUGACUGCAGAACUAGUAUCUGUGAAUGGACACGUGCUAGCAAAAUCUAGCCAGCCAUGCAUGUUGCGGUUCAGAAGCUCACCGAUUCGACUAGCCAGAACCUUUCUGAUGGGCGUGCCUCUGGUAAUGGGAAUCUCAGGGGAGACUCAGAAGAUCAAUGUAGAAAUACUGAGACACAAAGAAGAUCACAGAAGAAGCAAUGCUAUCAGAUUAACUUUGCAUCCAAGAGCAGGAACAUCAAAUCUUCCGGAGCUUUACGAAGCUGAAAUUUUGAUGAGAUCCAAUUUACCUUGGACUAAAGAGUUGGUUCGAAAUUGGAAGUGGACAUUUUAUGUUUGGGUGUCCUUGUAUGUGUACAUUGGUCUUCUUAUGAGUCUGGUAUGUUGUUACAGGCCAGUUCUUUUUCUGGUGACACCACAGCAGUGUUCCAAUGAAGCUGCAAGUGGAGAAGCAGGAGAUGGAAAUGAGGUUUGUGAUUUGUUGAGGGAAUGGAGAAGAAGCAGAGGCAAGAGAAAAAGAAGGGUUGCAGAAAGUGUUGUUGGUUCAUCAGCCUCUGGCAUUAGCAUGAGUAGCAGAGAAGAUGCAACAAGUGUGUCUGUGGAAGAUGAUGUUGAGGAUUCUGAAUCAGUGUGCCUGGGUUAGAAAUACAGGGAUAUGCUAACUUCAUCUUCACUCACUUUUUUACAUUAUGGUUGAUUAUAGCUUUGUCAACUUUUUUAAUGUUUCAACAUCUUUUCUGUUUGAAUUGGAAAAUGAGAAUGAAAACUACUGCUAAUUUUCUGCUUUUUAUAAAGGAAAAUGUUAUUUUCACAUUAGUUUUUGA
Molecule: messenger RNA, 1520 nt
Organism: Vigna radiata var. radiata (mung bean)
Lineage: Eukaryota; Viridiplantae; Streptophyta; Magnoliopsida; Fabales; Fabaceae
Product: seipin-1
Exons: 2
Coding region: 152-1339 (395 amino acids)
Biological process (GO): lipid droplet organization; lipid storage
Cellular component (GO): endoplasmic reticulum membrane
Source: RefSeq, a predicted model, not a curated record